Brassica rapa (field mustard) is the source of this 2427-nucleotide messenger RNA. RefSeq lists its product as uncharacterized. Lineage: Eukaryota; Viridiplantae; Streptophyta; Magnoliopsida; Brassicales; Brassicaceae. The record is from RefSeq and is a predicted model, not a curated record.
UUUGUUCACUAGCAUCUUUGUAUUCUUUCAACUCUUCAUAUUUUUCUAAUACUUUUUAAUCGCCACGUAUUUGUCCGCCGAUAAAUGAUAAUAAUAAAAAUUGUAGUCUAUAAGACAAAUAAAUUCAUUUUUUAAAACUAAGAAAUGUGGACAAAUAUCUGAAAAAUAACUGAUUACAUCAAUUUUGUUACAAAUAGUAAAAAUUAUUUUUUAUAUAUGUAUAUAUAUUUAAAAAAUUAGGAAGAGUUUAUACAUGGAGCUUUAGUCUCCUGCUAGCAUAAACAUCAUGUUUACAUAAUGUUUUAGGAGCAUAACAUAACCAAUUUAUGCCCUUAAAACCAUUAGUAUACCACAUCUGCUUGUAACUAUUUGUUCAAGAUAUAAUUUAAUAGUUAAAAAGAUAAAAUUUAACUAUUUAUAAAAUUAGGUUGUAAAAUUAAAAAUCUUCGUAAGGGAAAAAAGUUUAUCAGCAAUACCACGUGUCCCGUGAUUGUCAAAUCAUGAUUUUUUCAUGAACACAUAACUACAUUUUCUUUUUGUUUGAUUACGAAACCAAAGUCAAUCUUACAAAUGGUUCAACAACACAAGUUCGUUUGUUAAACUGAGAUUUACACUUUGGCUCCACACCGAGACGCGAUGUAAUCAUAAGCAAGUGGUUUACAAUUUGCAGUUGUGUCUAUAUGAGUUGUCAAAAAUGCCACAUCACAAUUUGAAAAAGAAAAAAAACAGAGAAGCUUCUUGAUUAUAUUAACUGUCCAUGGCGGACAUCGACAUCGGAACAGCAGCAGGAGGAGACAACGGAGGAGGAGGAGGAGGAAGACGAGAGCCGUUGAUCAACCGUGAAAGCAAGUUCACGCGCUGCGUCUCACACGCGCAAGACGAGCUCCAGAGUUUCCGGAAGUAUCUGAGAUGGAUGUGCGUGGAUCAGUCGAGCCCCUGGACGGCGGUUCUCUCUUGGUCCAUGUUCGUCGUUUUCACGAUCGUGGUUCCCGCCACGUCUCACUUCAUGCUCGCUUGCGCUGACUGCGAUAGUCAUCACUCGAGGCCGUACGAUUCCGUAGUUCAGCUUUCUCUAAGCAGCCUCGCUGCUCUUUCUUUCAUCUGUCUCUCGAGAUUCGUCAGCAAGUAUGGUCUCCGACGGUUCCUCUUCUUCGAUAAGCUUUGGGACGAGAGCGAGACUGUUCGAAGAGGAUACACCAAUCAGCUCAAUAGAUCGGUAAAGAUUCUGUCCUACUUUGUCACACCUUGUUUCUUAGCGAUGAGUUCAUACAAGAUCUGGUGGUACGCUUCAGGAGCUUCUCAGAUUCCUUUCCUCGGUAACGUUAUCUUGAGUGAUACGGUCGCUUGUGUUAUGGAGCUCUGUUCAUGGCUUUACCGUACUACCGUGAUCUUCUUGGUUUGUGUCCUGUUCCGUCUCAUUUGUCAUCUUCAGAUCCUUAGGCUCCAAGACUUCGCUCAAGUCUUUCAGAUGGAUUCGGACGUUGGUUCAAUCUUGUCUGAACAUCUCCGCAUCAGACGUCACCUGAGGAUCAUAAGCCAUCGAUACAGAACCUUCAUAUUGUUGUCUUUGAUUCUUGUCACUGGAAGCCAGUUUUACUCUCUGCUUAUCACCACUAAGGCGUAUGCUGAAUUGAAUAUCUACCGAGCUGGAGAACUCGCACUAUGUUCAAUGACGCUACUCACUGCGCUGCUCAUUCUACUACGAAGUGCUUCAAAAAUCACACACAAGGCUCAGGCAGUGACUUGCCUUGCAGCCAAGUGGCAUGUCUGCGCGACAAUAGAGUCCUUUGAGACAGUUGAUGGAGAGACACCAAGGUUAGUUGAUAGAUCAAGCGGACACGGGUACUAUGCAACAGAUGUUGAUGCUGGAGAUUUAGACGACAGUGAGGAUUAUGGAGACGAAGAAGAUGAUUUUGAUAACAAUGAUCUCAUCCCUGCUUAUGCUUAUAGCACCAUAUCAUUCCAAAAACGACAAGCUCUUGUGAAUUACUUUGAGAAUAAUAAAGCAGGAAUCACAGUGUUUGGGUUUACACUUGAUAGAAGUACUCUUCAUACGAUAUUUGGGAUUGAAAUGUCACUUGUUCUCUGGCUUUUGGGUAAGACCAUUGGGAUCUCUUGAAGCAUUAUUCCUUGGAUCAUCAAAGUUUUGGCUCACUUAUUGGGUGAUAUUGCUUACAUAUGUGGGUGUACACAGAGGCUCUUUGUAACAUAUACUAUUUCCUAAUUUUUUUGAUCAUUUGUAAAUCAUCUUGUUUGUUCUUUAAUGCGUUGAGUUUGUAACAAGUUUCAUAUGAUCAACGAGAGAACUUUACAGUAAACUAGAUUGGUCUUACAAAGCUCCAUAUCUUUGUUGUCUAUGUUUUGUGAGUUUGAACUUGUUAUAUUUGACUUUGUGAUUUUGCUUUUUGAAUCUGUUUUCCUUGUUAA